UAGCACGGAGUGGUGGCCAUAGACAAUUUUCGGUCGGAAACGGAACCAGUCGCCCUCUGACGGCUCUGGGUUGACAGCGGGUUGCAGACACCGCUGCUAAAAUCCUCAGUUUGCGCUCUAUGGAUAGAACGGACAUUCUAUGAUCGCACUUCGAGUGAAGCGCUUCGUCCAAUAUGCAUUCACGUCUCACCGCGAUACCUGGCAUAGCUGGGUGAAGCCAAGCGAUGCAAGGUGCAUUGACCAAGAGUGUGCUCUGAUCGCGGCGCCCUUGGCGGCAUUCCCGCUUUUGCGCCCGUGCCAGCGAAGACGACACAUUUUUGGAGCCGCCGGCGUAAUCCAAGCGGAAACUUGGUGCUUGUGGUGGUGGCGAAAUCAUCCAAGUGGUGCUGUGUGCACCCGCGGUGGUGAUGUGUGCAAAGGAGCAGUGAUGCGUCCGAUUGAAGUGGUGGUGGUGGUGAUAAGAAGGCGAUAGGUGACUCCACGUUGCUCUUCCAAGACGAGGUGCCCUCUUGGAAGUGAUGGGGGGCUGCUGCUGUCACCGGGCUGAGCUUGGGCGUCGGGGCCGGCUGCUGCUCAUGUUCGGCAUGACGACGGCAUUCUUUCUUGUCGAGAUCAUCGUCGGCUACGUCACCAACUCCAUGGCCCUAGUGGCAGACUCCUUCCACAUGCUCUCUGACGUCAUCUCACUUGUCAUCGCUUUUCUCUCCAUCAAGAUGUCUCCCAAGAAAUGGUCGAAGAACACAUUUGGCUGGGCCCGUGCUGAAGUUCUCGGGGCGUUGGUGAACGCUGUUUUCCUUGUGGCCCUGUGCUUCUCUAUUCUUGUGGAGAGCCUCAAGCGCUUCUACAAGCCUGAGGUCAUUGAUGAGCCAAAGCUCAUCCUUUAUGUCGGUGUUGCUGGCCUCAUCGUCAACAUGAUUGGCUUGUGCCUAUUUCGUGAGCAUGGCCACAGCCACAGCCGAGGCCACCACCACAGCCUGCCCACAGUGGAGGAGGUGGUGCUACAAGGCCUAGAGGAAGACAUCAACGACAACCGAUUCCGCAUCGGGGCUGACGCUGCGGGCCAGGACACAGUGCCAUCGUCGACGGGUGGCCAGCUCAACAUUCGCGGAGUAUACCUCCACAUCCUGGCCGAUGCCCUUGGCUCGGUGGUGGUCAUAAUCAGCUCGCUCGUCAUCUGGCUCACUACCUGGGAGCAACGCUACUACGUGGAUCCUGCCCUCAGCCUCGUCAUGGUGUGCCUCAUCAUGAAGUCUACAUCUCCUUUGUUGGUGGACUCUGCGCUGAUCCUGCUGCAGACUGUGCCCACACACAUUCAAAUCGAUUCGCUCCAAAAGAAGCUCCUGCAGGAGGUGGAAGGCGUGCUGGCCGUGCACGAGUUCCACGUGUGGCAGCUGGCCGGCGAACGCAUCAUUGCCUCGGCCCACAUUCGCUGCAAGAACCUGCAAGACUACAUGCAGAUCGCCGAGCGCGUCAAGGAGUUCUUCCACAACGAAGGCAUCCACUCCACCACCAUCCAGCCUGAGUUUGUCCAGCUCGAGGGCCAGCAGGUACCGAGUGACGACAAGGACUGUGUCUUGGACUGUCCCAGCCGUACCAACUGUGUGGCCCAGACCUGCUGUGGACCUCGAGGCAAGGAGGGCGUGAACACGCCUGAUACACCGGCGGCGCCUACUGAAGGAACUGUGUUGCGUCAACGGCCUGCAGCUGAACUCAGUGCUCCUGCUUGAAGGCUCUUGAAAAUUGUCUGUGCAGGACUUAAGUGCUCAUUUUGACAAAUGGGCCACACAUGGAGCGACUCUUCCUGCCAACCCAAGCACAGGCCAUCAGAUGCGAGAAAGGCUGCUGAUUCUGUGCGUUGGUUUUUGCUAUGCAAGACUGGUUGCAAGCCAGAGUGGCACCACAGAGUACAGAUGGCCAAGCCUUCAACUGUGAUGAGUAGUGCAACUUUUAUGAAAAGGUUGUGAACAAGGAACGAUGCCUGCCACCAAAGAGUGUGUGUCAGUCUGAAGGCACAAAAUAAAACGGAAGCCAUGCUGCUUGCUGUGUCGGCACUUUUCUGCAAGUGCCACA
This is a messenger RNA of Rhipicephalus microplus (southern cattle tick), 2070 nucleotides long. RefSeq names its product solute carrier family 30 member 1 (gene ZnT63C). The record is from RefSeq and is a predicted model, not a curated record. Gene Ontology annotation, biological process: intracellular zinc ion homeostasis; zinc ion transmembrane transport; detoxification of zinc ion. NCBI's taxonomy places the organism in Eukaryota, Metazoa, Arthropoda, Arachnida, Ixodida, Ixodidae. Gene Ontology annotation, cellular component: membrane. Gene Ontology annotation, molecular function: zinc ion transmembrane transporter activity.